GGCAUUCCCACAAUUAGAGCUGUAGGCUGACACUGCAGUGGGAGGUUGGAGGUUAGACACCAACAAAGACUACCCACAAUCCACAAGCGCCAGGGCCCAGCCUCUGAGUUCCUGCUGUGUUAUGGCACAUGCUCCAAGCCUGCUCCCUCCAGUCCUGAGGAGGAGGGGCUGGGUCCCUGGAAGAGGGAGCGAGGACCAGUCGCUGAGGUCUCCACCAUGGCCCCAGGAUCUUCUUCAUCAUCAUCUCCUCCAUCUCCAGCCCUGCCCCUCCUUCUCCUCCUGUGGGCUGGGGCCCCCCCAUCCACUGGGCAGCCUUGCCCAGGCCGCUGCAUCUGCCAAAAUGUAUCCCCAACUCUGACCAUGCUGUGUGCCAAGACUGGCCUGCUUUUCGUCCCACCGGCCAUCGACCGCCGGGUAGUUGAGUUACGCCUGACCGACAACUUCAUCGCCGCCGUGCGCCGCAGGGACUUCGCCAACAUGACCAGCCUGGUCCACCUCACCCUGUCCCGCAACACCAUCGGCCAAGUGGCCCCUGGCGCCUUUGCCGACCUGCGGACCCUGCGCGCCCUCCACCUGGACAGCAAUCGCCUCGGGGAGGUGCGGGGCGACCACCUGCGCGGCCUGGUGAACCUGAGACAUCUCAUCCUGGGCAACAACCAGAUCCGCUGGGUGGAGCCGGCCGCCUUCGAUGCCUUUCUGGGAACCGUGGAAGACCUGGACCUGUCUUACAACAACUUGGAGUCUCUGCCCUGGGAGGCCGUGGGCCAGAUGGUCAACCUCAACACCCUCACCCUGGACCACAACCUCAUCGACCACAUCGCCGAGGGCACCUUCGUGCAGCUGCACAAGCUGGUCCGGCUGGACAUGACCUCCAACCGGCUGCACAAGCUGCCCCCCGACGGGCUCUUCCUGCGCGCCCAGGCCUCGGGCCCCAAGCCGCCAUCCACGCUGACCGUCAGCUUUGGGGGGAACCCUCUGCACUGCAACUGUGAGCUCCUCUGGCUGAGGAGGCUGACCCGGGAGGAUGACCUGGAGACUUGCGCCACGCCCGAGCACCUGACUGACCGCUACUUCUGGUCCAUCCCGGAGGAGGAGUUUCUGUGUGAGCCGCCCCUCAUCACGCGCCAGGCGGCCGGCCGCGCCCUCGUGGUGGAAGGCCAGGCCGUGAGCCUGCGCUGCAAGGCGGUGGGCGACCCCGAGCCUGUGGUGCACUGGGUAGCCCCCGAUGGGCGGCUGCUGGGCAACUCUAGCCGUACUCGAGUUCGGGGGGACGGGACCCUCGAAGUGACCAUCACCACCCUCCGAGACAGCGGCAUCUUCACUUGCAUAGCCUCCAAUGCGGCCGGGGAGGCCACGGCCCCCGUGGAGGUGUGCGUGGUGCCUCUGCCGCUCAUGGCGCCGCCCCCUGCUGCGCCGCCCCCCCUCAGUGAGCCCGGGUCCUCGGACAUUGCCACGCCGGGGCGGCCGGGGGCCAAUGAGACUGGCUCUGUGGGGGCCGAGCGGAGACUGGUGGCCGCGGAGCUGACCUCCAGCUCGGUGGUCAUUCGCUGGCCCGCCCAGAGGCCUGUCCCUGGCAUCCGCAUGUAUCAGGUGCAGUACAACAGCUCCGCCGAUGACUCGCUGGUCUACAGGAUGAUCCCGUCGAGCAGCAAGACGUUCCUGGUGAACGACCUGGCGGCGGGGCGGGCGUACGACCUGUGCGUGCUGGCCGUGUACGACGACGGAGUGACCGCGCUGACCGCCACGCGCGUCGUGGGCUGCGUGCAGUUCACCACGGCCGGGGAGGUCACUCCGUGCCGUCCGCUGCACGCUCACUUCCUGGGGGGCACCAUGAUCAUCGUCAUCGGCGGCGUCAUCGUGGCCUCGGUGCUCGUCUUCAUCGUCAUCCUCAUGAUCCGCUACAAGGUCUAUGCGGGCGGCGACGCCGGCUCUGGCCACAAGGGGGCGCCGCCGCGCGUCAGCCACGUGUGCUCGCAGACCAAUGGUGGCGCCGCGGGCUCCGGCUCGGCCCCGCCCCCGCCCACCGCUCUGGACCAAUACGAGGCUCUGCACGAGCUGGCGCCCGCGCCGUCUGGGCCAGACAAGGAGAAAGUCAAGGUCGAGGCCGAGGGGGCGGUGGCGGCGCAGCCCCCGGCGGGGGAGGCGGAGCGGCUCCCGGCCCGGCCGCUGGGCGGUGGCGGCUCCUCCACGUCGCUCUGCCUGCUGCCCUCGGGGACCGAGGCAGGGACGACCGGGCCGGAGGAGGAUGGGCGGCCGCAGCUGGGACCCGCGGGCCCGCGGCGAAGCCGCUCGGGGGCUCCCCUGGGGACCUCGGCGCCGGCCUCAGCCCCCGCGCUUCCCCCGGGCCGGACCCCCCGGCAGCGCUACUCUUUCGACGGGGACUAUGGCGCACUCUUCCAGAGCCACAGCUACCCGCGCCGGGCCAAGCGGACAAAGCGCCACCGCUCCACGCCCCACCUGCUGGACGAGGACGGGGGCUUGGGUGGCCUGAGCCCCGCGCGGGCCCGCCUCGCCUUCACCAGCACCGAGUGGAUGCUGGAGAGCACCGUGUGAGCGGGAGCCCUGGGACCUCGGCCCGGCCUGGGGCGCCUCCUACUCCCCGGCCGCGGGGAGUGCGUGCCCUCCUCUCCACCCGAGGCACGGACUUCCGGGGGGGACACUUCCGCCAUCUGGACGCCUGGGACCCGAGGGGAGAAGGGGGAUCGGCUGGGGGGAGAGGGGAGGGGAGGGAGCCAAAGGGAAGCCCCGCUCCUUCUCGGCCCGGCCCCGCCCACGCGCGGGGGAGGGGCUGAGUUGGAGGGGGAGGGGAGUAGCAUGGACGCGUCGGGUCUCCUCUCUUCCCCUUUCUACCCCACCCCGGGUUCUUCACGCGCGCUCCGGGACCUCGCGGGAGCCGGUGCCUUACACAGCGGAGCGCGGGGCGGACACUUAGCAGCACUGAGACACGACACUCCCCACCGGGGACUGGUGGAUGCAGCCCCGGGAGGCCCUCCGGGGAGGAGGCGCCCACCGGGGCAGGGGAAGGGGGGGUUGCUGGGAGGGGGAGGGGGGCCUAUUUAUUGUAUCUGGCUGGACUAGAUCUUGUUCUGUCGCGUGUUUCCCCGAAUCAUGACCCCGUAAUCAUCCCCCCUCUCCCACUGCCACUCUUUCUCGCUCUGCUCCCAAGGACCCUCACUCAUCCCCUCCCUGACUCCAAGGAUCACAGUGUUAGAGCUGGAAGGGGCUUAGACACCCUAGUCUGCUCCCUGCUCCAUUGUACAUGCGGGGAAACUCGCCCAGAGAGGGAACGGGAUUUGCCUGAGGACACACAGCCAGUUAGUGGCACAGCCGGGCUAGAAUCGGGGUCUCCCGAUCGCCAGUCUGUGGCUCUGAUCGAUGCACCACACUGCCUCCUCUCCCCCCCAUCUUUCCCAUCUCUCCCUAUCACUUCCAUCACCCUCAUCUGACCCCUGCCCCCAAUCAUACCCAUCUCUUUGACCUCCCCAACCUGGCUCUCCCUCCUCAUCUUCAUUCUGGGCUGGUCCUGGCCUCGGACUCAGGGUUUCCCUUUGUAGGCCUGGAACUAGGACCUACCCCAAACCAAACCAAAUCCUCUUCCAUCAACACCCCUCCCCCCAGCCGGGGGCUUCCAGUCGCAGCAGAAUUAAACUUUUCUGUGUCUGA
This is a messenger RNA of Antechinus flavipes (yellow-footed antechinus), 3663 nucleotides long. It is a transcript of the gene LRFN1, whose product is annotated as leucine rich repeat and fibronectin type III domain containing 1. Gene Ontology annotation, molecular function: protein binding. The transcript has 3 exons. Bases 217 to 2553 code for a protein of 778 amino acids. The record is from RefSeq and is a predicted model, not a curated record. NCBI's taxonomy places the organism in Eukaryota, Metazoa, Chordata, Mammalia, Dasyuromorphia, Dasyuridae.